Molecule: messenger RNA, 691 nt
Organism: Cajanus cajan (pigeon pea)
Lineage: Eukaryota; Viridiplantae; Streptophyta; Magnoliopsida; Fabales; Fabaceae
Source: RefSeq, a predicted model, not a curated record
AAACCCUAACCCUAAUUCACUUCUUCAUUCAUUCCCAUCAAUCUCCAUGGCUGAGCUUCACUACCAACACCAAAAUCAACGACCCUUCUUCUCUUACCAAAAUGACCCACACCAACAAAGCCGCUCCACCCAGGUCGUCAAGGCGGCCACCGCCGUCACCGCCGGUGGCUCCCUCUUGAUAGUGGCCGCGCUCAUCCUUGCCGGCACCGUUGUUGCUCUCACCGUCGUCACGCCGCUGUUUGUUAUAUUCAGUCCGGUUCUUGUCCCUGCGGUUAUGGCGGUGGCGCUGUUGAGCCUAGGGUUCUUGGCCUCUGGCGGAUUCGGUGUGGCCGCGAUCACGGUGCUAGCGUGGAUCUACAGGUACAUCACUGGCAAGCAUCCAUUGGACACGGCGCGUCACAAGCUCGUCAAGAAGGCGCGUGAGAUCAAAGACUACGGACAGCAGCAAAUCACUGGAGAACAGGCUUCUUAAUCCUGCACCCGCAUGCACGCCAUCAUAUCCGUUCUCUCUCUUUCUUUGUCUAGUUAUAUUUUUAUUUGUGUUUUCGUUUAUUGUUUUGUGGUGUGAAACUCGUCAUCACUUGUUGUAAUGUCUUUUCAGUGCAAUGUGCUAGCCACUAUUCAAGAAUUAGAAUCUUUUUUUUCUGUAUUUUCAAUGUCCAUUUUAUGAUUUAGCUUCCUUGUUUUAUAA